Molecule: messenger RNA, 1001 nt
Organism: Myotis lucifugus (little brown bat)
Lineage: Eukaryota; Metazoa; Chordata; Mammalia; Chiroptera; Vespertilionidae
Product: olfactory receptor 149-like
Exons: 1
Coding region: 1-936 (311 amino acids)
Biological process (GO): G protein-coupled receptor signaling pathway
Cellular component (GO): membrane
Molecular function (GO): olfactory receptor activity; G protein-coupled receptor activity
Source: RefSeq, a predicted model, not a curated record
AUGAGGAAUGCCUCGGUGGUGACCGAGUUCAUCCUGCUGGGCAUCCCACACACACAGGAUCUGGAGACCAUGCUCUUUGUCCUGUUCUUGACCUUCUACGUCUUCACUCUUGUGGGAAACCUGCUCAUCCUGCUGGCCAUUGCCUCCUCCACUCGACUGCACACUCCCAUGUAUUUCUUCUUGUGUGAGCUGUCUGUGUGUGACAUAUUUUUCCCUUCUGUGAGCUCCCCCAAGAUGCUCUUCUACCUCUCAGGGUACAGCCGAGCCAUCUCCUAUGCCGGCUGCGUGUCCCAGCUCUUCUUUUACCACUUCCUGGGCUGCACCGAGUGUUUCCUGUACACGGUGAUGGCCUAUGACCGCUUUGUGGCCAUCUGUCACCCUCUACGCUACCAGGUGAUCAUGAGCCCCAGGGUGUGUGCCAUCCUGGCCUCGGGGACCUCGUUUUUUGGCUGUGUUCAGGCCACCUUUCUAACCACUCUCACCUUCCAGUUGCCCUACUGUGGCCCCAAUGAGGUGGACUACUUCUUCUGUGACAUCCCCGUGAUGCUGAAGCUGGCUUGUGCGGACACCGCAACCCUGGAGAUGGUGGGGUUCAUCAGUGUGGGCCUCAUGCCCCUCAGCUGCUUUCUUCUCAUCCUCGCCUCCUACAGCCGCAUCGUCUACUCCAUCCUGCAGAUCCGCUCCGCCGAGGGCCAACGCCAUGCCUUCUCCACCUGCAGCGCCCACCUCACUGCCAUCCUACUUUUCUACAUGCCAGUGGUCCUCAUCUACUUAAGGCCAACGCCAAGCCCCUGGCUGGAUGCAAUGGUUCAGGUCCUGAAUAACCUGGUCACCCCCAUGCUGAACCCCUUGAUCUACAGCCUCAGGAACAAGGAGGUAAAAUCAUCUCUGAGGAAAGUCCUGCAUCAACUGGGCUUUCUUCCUGAGCACUUGUAGUGAAAGAGCAGUAGCCAACAAGUGAAGUGCACUUGCAACUUAUAAACUAUUUUUACAUGCUUCUC